This is a messenger RNA of Strongyloides ratti, 1254 nucleotides long. Its product is annotated as Presenilin homolog. Gene Ontology annotation, molecular function: aspartic endopeptidase activity, intramembrane cleaving. Gene Ontology annotation, biological process: amyloid precursor protein catabolic process; amyloid-beta metabolic process; protein processing. The record is from RefSeq and is a predicted model, not a curated record. NCBI's taxonomy places the organism in Eukaryota, Metazoa, Nematoda, Chromadorea, Rhabditida, Strongyloididae. The transcript has 6 exons. The coding region runs from base 1 to 1254 and encodes 417 amino acids. Gene Ontology annotation, cellular component: membrane raft; nucleus; mitochondrial inner membrane.
AUGAUAAAAAUCUUUUAUUAUAAUAUUCUAAAAAAUAGUAUUGAUAUGUCUAAUGAAGCUCCUAUUCCAUUGAGAAGUCCAGAGGAAAAUGAAACAGAAAAAGAUGAAAUAAGUUUAAAGUAUAAUGCUUCACACGUAAUAUCAUUAUUUAUUCCUGUAACAAUAUGCAUGUCAUAUGUAGUUUUUUGUAUAAAAUAUCUUCCUUUUUAUGGUAGUACUGAAAAAUUUGGUCAACAAUUAGUUUAUACACCUUUUAGAGAAGAAGGAGCUGAAUCUUUUUGGCAUUUGAUGUUAGUUAUAAUUGUAAUAAUUUUAUUGUAUAAAAAACGUUUUUAUAAAAUUAUUGAUGGUUUUUUAUUUUUUAACACAGCAUUAUUUUUAACUUUUUUCUUAUAUUUACAUAUACAAGAAACAUUUACUGCUUUCGGUAUACCGAUUGAUGUGAUAUCAUUACUUAUUAUAACUGGAAAUUUAUGUAUUAUGGGAAUAAUAUCUAUUCACUUUAAAGGACCUUUAAUUAUUCAACAAACAUUUUUAAUAUUAAUUGCUGCUAUGUUUGCAUUGAUUUUAAUAAAAUUUAUGCCAAAUUGGACAGUUUGGGGAAUUCUUUUAUUAAUCUCAUUUUGGGAUUUAUUUGCUGUUUUAUAUUCAAAAGGUCCACUUAGAAUUUUAGUUGAAACAGCACAGGAACGUAAUGAACCUAUUUUUGCUUCAUUAAUAUAUACUUCUGGACUUCUUUAUGUACCUAUUACAACAGUUAUGGUAACAGAAGAAACUACACCUGUUGAAGGUAAUCAAAAUAAUGAAUGUGAAAUAAAAACCGAUGGAAGAGGGAUAAGAUAUGCUCCUGAAAGACCUCAAAAUUCACUAGUUACAUUAGAUGAAGAUGGUCCAUCAAGUAAUCCACAAAUUCGUGUACAAAAUAGAAAUGAAAGAUUAAUGCUUAAUGGUGUUUACCAUCAACAUCCUACUGAAGAGGAACACCAAGGUGUCAAAUUAGGACUUGGAGAUUUUGUAUUUUAUUCAAUACUCCUAGGAAAAGCUGCAAUGUUUGAUGACUGGAAUUUAGUUGUCGUAUGUUAUGUAUCAAUAUUAGUCGGUCUUUCUUUAACAUUAAUACUUUUGGCACUACAUCAAAAAGCAUUACCGGCACUACCAAUUUCAAUAUUUUUUGGAUUGAUUUUGUUUUUCUCAACGCGUAUAUGUAUAUCUCCUUUUGUUCUUGAACUUUCAAAAAACAAUUUAAUAUAUUGA